AGUCGUCUCCUUCAAGAGCUCAAAAGGCACUCAUGUCAUAAGGUGAAUUCUCUGAGAAAAAGAACGAACUGGUUAUUCUUCGGGGUCUCUCAAUUAGGGAAGAAAGAUCAUGGAGAAAGAGAAGAAUAAGUACAGCAUAAUAGUCCCAACCUAUAACGAACGCUUCAAUAUUGCCCUCAUCGUUUACCUCAUCCUCAAGCAUCUCAGGGAGGUGGAUUUUGAAGUUAUUGUUGUCGAUGAUGGAAGUCCUGAUGGUACACAAGAAGUGGUAAAACAAUUACAACAUGUUUAUGGAGAAGAUCGCAUUCUACUAAGACCUAGACCUAGGAAGCUCGGGCUAGGAACAGCUUACAUCCAUGGUUUGAAGCAUGUGUCUGGAAAUUUCAUUGUGAUCAUGGAUGCUGAUUUAUCCCACCAUCCAAAGUACUUGCCUAGCUUCAUCAAGAAACAGUUAGAGACUCAUGCUGAUAUAGUUAUGGGGACUCGGUACGUUAAGGGUGGUGGUGUACAUGGAUGGAAUCUCAUGCGCAAAUUGACAAGUAGAGGAGCCAAUGUUCUUGCACACACGCUUUUAUGGCCUGGUGUAUCUGAUUUGACUGGAUCUUUCCGGCUUUACCGGAAGUCAGUACUUGAAGAUGUUAUCAGUUCCUGUGUCAGUAAAGGAUAUGUCUUUCAAAUGGAGAUGAUUGUCCGGGCUUGUAGGAAGGGCUACCACGUUGAAGAGGUUCCAAUUACCUUUGUUGAUAGAGUAUUUGGAAGUUCAAAGCUUGGAGGAUCUGAAAUUGUUGAAUAUCUGAAAGGGCUUGCAUAUCUUCUGGUCACAACUUGAAGAUGCAUCGGUGAAUAUGGUGCAGUGUUUGGGUCGGAGAUCCGGGUUCUACCCUAAUUUAUAAAUUAGGUCUUACCCUUAUUUUCUUAAUCUUGGUUUUUUGGUUUAGUAAACUGUGACUCCGAAACCUAUGUUAUCAUCUGGGGGGUUCUUCCUCCCGCUCUCUGACCUUUCGAGCAUGGAAAGUAUAUGUUACAACACAUUGACGAGUCGUAAAUUG
Tripterygium wilfordii is the source of this 1049-nucleotide messenger RNA. Its product is annotated as dolichol-phosphate mannosyltransferase subunit 1-like. Gene Ontology annotation, molecular function: dolichyl-phosphate beta-D-mannosyltransferase activity. The record is from RefSeq and is a predicted model, not a curated record. The transcript has 8 exons. Gene Ontology annotation, cellular component: endoplasmic reticulum membrane. Lineage: Eukaryota; Viridiplantae; Streptophyta; Magnoliopsida; Celastrales; Celastraceae. The coding region runs from base 110 to 829 and encodes 239 amino acids. Gene Ontology annotation, biological process: protein O-linked glycosylation via mannose; GPI anchor biosynthetic process.